Polistes canadensis is the source of this 1100-nucleotide messenger RNA. RefSeq names its product centromere protein L-like. The coding region runs from base 21 to 1046 and encodes 341 amino acids. NCBI's taxonomy places the organism in Eukaryota, Metazoa, Arthropoda, Insecta, Hymenoptera, Vespidae. The record is from RefSeq and is a predicted model, not a curated record. The transcript is spliced from 7 exons.
UGUUCUUACCAUGGGAUUUGAUGGUAAACGAGAUUCCUGGCGUUCUCUGUGAAUACUGGCAGAGCUGGAUAAAAUACUAUUGGAAAUCCACUAGUCAACAAAUAUUGCAGGCACCGCAAUGUACACCUAGAUUAACAUUUACUGUAGAGAAAGAACAGUUGGAUAAUGAAAUUGACUCAUAUUCUCAAGAUAUAAUAUCUUUAACUUGGAAUGUAUUUGGAGUAUCAGCAUUGUUUGGAUUUCAAUAUGAUGAUAAAACUAAUCUUAAGUUAUAUGGAAAACGAUUGAGAGAAGAAAUAGCAUCUAAUUUAUCGCAUGAAAAUGAAAUAUAUAUUGCUAAGGUUUCUAUUGUAGGAGAUGCAACAAAAAAUGUUAUGAAUCAACCUUUAAUACAGGUUGAAGUUCACGCAAAGAAAUCAGAUCCAUAUGAAAAUCAAGAAAAAUGUAUUUAUAAAGGAUUUUUUCUAUCAUGGAAGAAAAAUGAUUUACGUACCAAUAAUACGACUAGAUUACCAUUAUUGAUAUGUCGUGGUACUCGUCCGUGUAUGAACAUUGUACAUUCCACUUUCAAUCGUAUGUUUGAUUGUCAUAUAAUUGAAUUACCUAUCGAACAAGAUGAUUUGAUUUGGUUACUUGCAAUUAUAAUCUUACCUGUUAACGACGAUGAAAUUUCAAAAAAAAGUGAAGAAGUUAAAUUGGAAUUUACAGUUCCUGGAUUACCAAUUAAUAAUACGAUUAGUGUUGAAUUUAAAAAAUUAGAUCUGAUUAAAAUUUUAAAUGCUAUAAUAGAAAAUCAAAAUGAUGAAAGGGAAACGGAUAUAACGGACUUGACUAUCGAACAAAUUCAAAGAUUUCGUAAGUGUUUAUACAUUCAAAUAAAAAACAUUGCUGGAUUAGAAUUAGGAUUAUGCAAUUUACACAGAAUUAGUUUGUCAGCCGCAACUAUAAUGGGCAACAAGAUGAAGAUAAUGGACCCACAUCGUGUAAAGCGUAUAUUAUCAUAUAUGACAGAGAAAUCUGUAGACAUGUUUCAUGCAUUUUUAUAACAAUUAAUUUUAGUAUGUGUUAUAUAUUUUUUCUUCCUUUUAUUUUUUAUGUUU